This is a messenger RNA of Trichoderma reesei QM6a, 1590 nucleotides long. RefSeq lists its product as uncharacterized. The coding region runs from base 1 to 1590 and encodes 529 amino acids. NCBI's taxonomy places the organism in Eukaryota, Fungi, Ascomycota, Sordariomycetes, Hypocreales, Hypocreaceae. The transcript has 3 exons. The record is from RefSeq and is a predicted model, not a curated record.
AUGACCGAGCCCAUUCCAUUGCGAUGGAAAUUUUCUCGCCGCUUCUAUGAGCCCAUCCUUCUCGAGGUGGUGUUAAAGAAGAUCCGCCCGCCCGACUUUUCCGAAUCUCAGCACGCGCCCAACACCAUCAGAGACAGCAGCGAUAGUGCGGAGCCGACCUUUAGAUGUUUCGUGAAUAGACUCGCGCAGGUUUGCGAUAACCUGCGAGGAGCGAACGGGGCUACCGUUACGGGCAUUGCCGUCCUGUUGGAGCCUGAGGGUGUUCACUACAUCAUUGGAUCCAACAACCGGAGAGCAGCAAGGCUUCAUGAAGUUGGAGUCUUUGUCACGGAGUUGCUGAAUAUUGCAGCCAGAACGACAGAUCAACAGGCGGACGGAGGUCUGCAAGUGCAUGGAGAAGCUCUGUGGCACGUUCUCAGGUUUGACGAGAAUCGUGUUCGAUUUUACCUGACGAGCACGGUAGAACAUUUGCAGUCGUGUAUUGAUGAUUACGAUAGAAAAUAUGAGACAAAGUCGUUGGGUAUCCUUGUCGGGCCAGCAGCGGAAGCAUCGAAAUUCAGAAGACAACUCUCCGAACUGACGCGGCUCGUCAGAAUCGCUGACGACCGAACGCUUGACGAACGAGCAUACUUUGCUGCUUGUAAAGCCCUAUUUCUGUUCAUUCAUGACGCUCACCGUCAGAAAUUGGGCGACUCCAUCUCGGAGCAGGCACGAGAUGGUGAAAUCGACAGCAAGAAGAACUGGAAAGACCUUCGCCACUCUGUUGGCCGAUUGCACUCAUAUUAUCUCGCCGUCAAGACCAUUGUUCGUGCGAGCAGCCUCUGGAAGCGAUUAUGCCACGAUUUCAAGGUGACGGUCAUUCCAUCGGCUCCAGUUCACCCGCACCCAUUAUACAGGAAGCGACCAGUUGCAAGUGAGAUACUUGGAAGAAUAUCUUCUGAUGAGGGCAAGAUAGCCACAUACCGCUCCUUGGCUGCCGGGCUGCAACCGCUGGGGCUGGAUCUAGGCAUCUUGGAGGAGUGCAACGACUUUUCUCAGACGCACAUGGUUCAUGCUGAGGUCCUCGUCCUGGACUACGUAUUGAAGUACAUGCAGGAAAACGAUGACACCGAGUUUUGGAACAACUGGCGGUAUAUCGGGAGCAGCAAGCCAAUCUGCCGUCUCUGCAACUACUACUUCACUGCCCACACAAGCGGAGUGCAGGUGCGCGAGUCGCACAACAACCUGUAUCCUCACUGGCGCGCCCCGGAUGUCUUUGACGAAGCUGCGAUGAAGGCGACGGAGAAGCUGCUUGACGCAGUCAUCAAGAGGACCAGAGCUGAUGUAGUGCGGUCGCUCGAAUCGCAGAGAGCGCAAGGGAGGCAGUUUGACUCUAACUCGUUCUCGUAUCAGCCAUGGCAAAAGACCGCGACAUCUGUCAGCGAACUUAUUUCCAACAGGCCAUCUGUCAGCGACCUUAUUUCCAAUUUCACGAACUUGAGGACUAUCGACGAGGAGGAUGGGAGGAGCACUGCCGGGGAAGUGCAUGAUGAUGACGAGGAGGGUAGAAUCGUGUUCAAAGGACGGAGAUCACUGGCAGCUCGUGGUUGA